AUGGUAGAGGACUUAGCAGGCUUCAAUAUUGCUCUGAAAUUGGAGAAUAAAAUUUUGCAGGCCCAAGUGCAGUGGCUGAUGGAAGAAAAUGUUGCCCCACAGGCCCAGAUCCCAGAGCUCCAGAUGCCCCAAGCAGCCAAGGAGGCUGAACCACUCCAGAAGCCCUCAAAGUCCCAGGAACCCCAGAAAUCCCUAGAAAACUUGGAUUUCCCAGAAGCCUGGGAGUGCCAAGAAUUCCCAGAAGUUGAGGGUCCCCAAAAUCUCAGAGAGCCCCAGGAGCUCCCAGCCUCGAAGACCCCAGCAGAGGCCUACAAGCCCCCAGAAGUUAAGAAGGCCCAGGAGCCCCCAGAUACCCAGGAUGUCCCAGUGACCCAGAAGACCCAAAAUUCAGAGCACCAGGAUCUCCCAUGUGCCCAGGAGACCCAGGAGGCAAUAGAAUGCCAGGAGACCCCAACAUACCUGGAGCCCCUUAAGCUUCCAACUCUCCAGGAGUCUCUGGAAACUGGAGUGCCCCACAAGCCUCUGGAUCCUUUAGAUGCCCAGGAGUUCCUAGAGCCCUCAGCACACCAGGAGUCCCUGGAGGGCCUAAUAGCUGCUUUGACAUCAGCAGCUUCAGAAUUCCCACAGUCCCCCAGUGGGUUAGAGGGUGAAGCUUUCUCCCUAGAAUACUGUUUAGCCUUCAGUGGAGAUGCACAGAAGUUUUCUGAGUUCCUGGUUCAAUUGAAUAGUUACAUGAGAGUCAGAGGGCAUCUGUAUCCCACUGAAGCAACCAUAGUGAGCUUUGUUGGCAACUGCUUCUCAGGUGAGGCAGGAAUGUGUUUUUAACCCUUACUAGAUACCCAAAGUGCCCUCCUGGAGCAAAUUGAAAGUUUCAUAGAAGUGCCCCAGGAUACUUUUGACAGUCCAGAAAACAUGGAACAUGCCAGUCACAGCAUCCAUCAGCCUUGCCAAGGGGAGGAUCCUGUCCACCAGUAUGUGACCCACUUCCAUCUUGCUCAAGAGCUAAACUGGAAUGAAAGCAUUCUCUACAUCCAAUUUCAGGAAGGGCUUGCCAGUUCUGUCCCAGAUGAUCUGUCUCACACAAACCCAGCAGCCGCCAACCUAUCUGAUCUGAUCACUCAGUGCCUAGAAGAGAAGCUAAGUGGUAAGCCUGAUCCAAAUCCACAAGGAGCAAGUCCUUCUGAGGAGAGAGCUGGGCCUGAGAGUUUACUAGCUGAAAACCAGCCUGUGCAGGCUGCAAGCAAUAGCCCACAUCUCAGUGAAGCUGAACAGGCCCACUGCUGGGAAAGCCACUUGUGCCUCUACUAUGGUCAUCCUGGUCAUUUUGCCAAAGACUGCUCUGUCAAGACUCAUUGUGCAAAGCAGGUGGGAAACAUCGAGGCCCAGCAGUAA
This is a messenger RNA of Neomonachus schauinslandi (Hawaiian monk seal), 1392 nucleotides long. RefSeq names its product retrotransposon Gag like 3 (gene RTL3). Lineage: Eukaryota; Metazoa; Chordata; Mammalia; Carnivora; Phocidae. The record is from RefSeq and is a predicted model, not a curated record.